Dioscorea cayenensis subsp. rotundata (Guinea yam) is the source of this 1554-nucleotide messenger RNA. Its product is annotated as 12-oxophytodienoate reductase 7. Gene Ontology annotation, molecular function: FMN binding; oxidoreductase activity. Gene Ontology annotation, biological process: oxylipin biosynthetic process; jasmonic acid biosynthetic process. The transcript has 5 exons. The record is from RefSeq and is a predicted model, not a curated record. Gene Ontology annotation, cellular component: peroxisome. Bases 157 to 1332 code for a protein of 391 amino acids. Lineage: Eukaryota; Viridiplantae; Streptophyta; Magnoliopsida; Dioscoreales; Dioscoreaceae.
GACCACUGUAAAUCAACGUUCUAAUCGUGCAACUCUUCCACUUUCUUCCAUUAUUAUUUCAAAAACCCUCAUUUUUUUCCAUCUCUCCAACCUCUCUUCAUCGUCUACGUCUUCGUCUUCAUUCUCGCUCCAUUGUGUGCCCUAGAGCAAGAUCUGAUGGAAGGAUCAACGGGUCAACACCCAUCUCUGUUUUCCCCUUUCAAGUUGGGCCGCUUCCAGCUCUCCCACCGUGUGGUGCUGGCGCCGAUGACGAGAUGUAGAGCUUUGAAUGGGAUCCCGCAGCCGGCCAAUGUUAAGUAUUACGUCCAGCGUUCCACUCCUGGCGGGUUCCUCAUCACUGAGGGGACCUUGAUCUCCCCCACUGCUGCAGGGUUUCCACAUUGUCCUGGAAUAUACACUAAAGAACAAAUAGAUGCCUGGAAAAAGGUUGUGGAUGCUGUGCAUGCCAAGGGGAGUAUCAUCUUUUGUCAGCUGUGGCAUGUUGGCCGGGCGUCUAAUCAAGUGUACCAGCCUGGUGGAACUUCAGCUCCCAUUUCAUCAACAGACAAACCAAUAGGAGGGAGGUGGAGGAUACUGAUGCCCGGUGGGAGCUAUGGUAGCUACGCCCGACCUCGCCGCCUCGCCACAGCGGAGAUACCCGAGAUAGUGGAACAUUAUCGCCAGGCAGCCUUAAACGCCAUUGAAGCAGGCUUUGAUGGCAUUGAGAUCCAUGGAGCUCAUGGCUACUUAAUUGACCAAUUCCUCAAAGACGGCAUCAAUGACCGGUCAGAUGCUUAUGGCGGUCCGAUCUCAAAUCGAACCCGGUUCCUCUAUGAGAUAAUCCGGUCGGUUGCCUCGGCCAUUGGACCGGACCGGGUUGGAAUUCGAAUUUCACCAGCCAUUGAUCAUUUGGAAGCUUAUGACUCAGACCCAAUGGCACUCGGUCUAGCCGUAAUCGGUCGGCUCAACACUGUCCAGCAAGAGUUAGGCCAACGGCUUGCUUACCUUCAUGUGACCCAACCCAGGUACACUGCUUAUGGUCAGACCGAAUCAGGCCGGCAUGGGAGUGAGGAAGAGGAGGCCCACAUGAUGCGGACAUGGAGGAACGGCUAUGAUGGCACCUUCAUUUGCAGUGGAGGAUACACAAGAGAGCUUGGUGUGGAAGCGGUUUCACAAGGGGAUGCAGACCUGGUUUCAUACGGUCGGCUUUUUAUAUCGAACCCGGAUUUGGUGGACCGGUUCAGAGUGGAUGCUUCACUGAACCGGUACAUUCGAGCUACGUUUUAUACACAAGACCCAGUAGUGGGCUUCACUGACUACCCUUUCAUGGGCCAAGCCCGGUCUAAGCUUUAAGUAAGCUUUGGUUUAGUGUGCUAUUAUUAUUGGUAAAUAAUUGUGUGUAUUGUUUUGUGGACAAGCCAUUCUGGAGAGACUCUUCUAACUCUUAGAGAAGUUAAAUAUUAAUAAGUCUCCGUAGUUAAGGAUGCAUGUUGUGUUUAUUGAAAUCUUGGAAAUAGGAACUUUGUUGUACUAUAUAAGUAUGAAAAUUGCAUAUUUCUAUUUUUGGAGUUUUUA